AUGACUGCCACAGCAACAGCCCUGACAGCAACAACCGCCACUACGACCAACAAUGCUCCGCAGCCUCCAACUUCAAACGCCCGCCUAUCAUGGGGAUGUCACAAUUGCAGUCUCUUCUUCGACUCAGGGGAGAUGCAGAGGGCUCACAUGAAGAGUCCCUGGCAUAUCUACAAUCUGAAAAGACGCAUCUCUUCCUUGUCGCCUAUAACACUAGAAGUCUACGAGAACAAGAUACAGACACCAAUUGAGCCGCCUCAAGCAGCUCGGGAACACAAUGUCGUCAAGGCGAUUAAUGAUCAAUCCCCGUCACCAAACCAAUGUCUCUUUUGUCAUCUGAGGUUCGACGACAACGGAGCCGACGAAGUGGGCGAAAUCGUGGAGCAUAUGGCUUUUGCCCACGGAUUGUUCAUUCCUGACCAAGAUCUUCUUUCGAGUCAAGCAAGCUUCCUCGGGUAUCUAGCUACACAGAUACGGGUGUGGCACGAAUGCCUGUACUGUGAGACCUCGAGAACGUCUACAACAGCCAUCCAGAGCCAUAUGAGAGACAGCGGCCACUGUAUGCUCAAUUUCGAGAAGGAGCCCGAGCUGUGCGAAUUCUGGGAGCGCAGGAGUGGCGGAGGAGCACACCCCACUAGUCCUGGCACCAAGUUAACGAGAAGAGGUGGGCAAGAGCUACACCUACUAUCUGGAAAGACAGUGGGCUCGAAAUCGUUUCGUCGACCAAAAAUUCCAGCCACAGGAGCGACAAACGUAUGUCUCGCUUUGCCAGUUGGUCCCGAGUCAUCGGGGCACCACGACCCAUCCAGACAUCAAACUUGCCACCAGCUGUCUCGCAGAGAUGAGAUGGGCAUACAGAACAUAAGCUUCCAGCAACGCCAUGGCCUUGUAGUAGCAGUGAAGAGAUCGCAGAAUCAAGAAGCAAUGGCGAGGCGCGCGAAAGAGUGGACGUCUGCGCGGAAGGCUAAUGAUCAGAAGCACGAUCAGAACUAUGGCGCUCUAGCGUGGGCGAAGGGCGGUAUGCACAAUCUGCUACCCAGAUAG
Didymella exigua CBS 183.55 is the source of this 1041-nucleotide messenger RNA. RefSeq lists its product as uncharacterized. The coding region runs from base 1 to 1041 and encodes 346 amino acids. The record is from RefSeq and is a predicted model, not a curated record. NCBI's taxonomy places the organism in Eukaryota, Fungi, Ascomycota, Dothideomycetes, Pleosporales, Didymellaceae. Gene Ontology annotation, cellular component: preribosome, large subunit precursor. The transcript has 2 exons. Gene Ontology annotation, biological process: ribosomal large subunit biogenesis.